This is a messenger RNA of Manis javanica (Malayan pangolin), 3078 nucleotides long. It is a transcript of the gene PTGR3, whose product is annotated as prostaglandin reductase 3. Gene Ontology annotation, molecular function: zinc ion binding; 15-oxoprostaglandin 13-reductase [NAD(P)+] activity. The record is from RefSeq and is a predicted model, not a curated record. NCBI's taxonomy places the organism in Eukaryota, Metazoa, Chordata, Mammalia, Pholidota, Manidae. Gene Ontology annotation, cellular component: mitochondrion.
AAAAAAAAGGGAGAGGGCACCCUCCGGUUAAGUCACUGUGCGCGCUAUUUUUAGCUUUUUUUCGUACGAUAGUGACACAUUAUUUCGUUUCCAAAUAUUUCUAACGAUUUUCCGCUCAGGCGUAAGAUAAUGGAGCCAAGAGUUUGUAGGAAUGGCAGCGAGGAGGUGGGGGAUGGGGAAGGCGUUUUUUGAUAAACGGUUUGUUCCUCACGGGAGGGUAACACUAUUCUGCUGACUCUCCCUCCAGGCCGAGAUUGUUUUUUCUUUUUCCUUUCUUUCUUGCCUUUAUUUUAUUCCGCCCUCCCCCCUUUUUUUUUAAAGGAAGGUCUGGUUUGGACGACGUUGUGUGUCUCCCAGUAUUGAAAGCUUUUGCUCCGCACUUGAGUCUUCGGUUUGGGUUUUUUUGUUCACAGAAGGCGUUUCCCUUCCUCCGCAGGACUGCUCUGUUUCACAAUAAACAUCACGAAGAGGUUCAGCACUUUUUAGUAUAAAUAAACCGGAGACCUUAGAAGGUUAUAUAUUUGGGGAAAGCCUGCCCCGGUCCCAUUCUUUUUCCUGAGGUUCCUUGAUUUUCAUUUUCCUGAGGUCUUCUGAGUGGAUCCUCCCGUCGGAUUGCUGGAACCCUGCAUUCAUUAAAGCACGCAUUUUGAAUUGAAGGGGUACAGAGCCCCCAGAUGCGCUGAUCUUUCCCAGCGUGUCUUUCCGCUCUUUCUCUCGCUCACUCGCCUUUCCUGUUCCCAGCUCCACGCCCCGGGCCCCCUUUCCCACGGCGCCUGCUGCUCUUGAACUUGUUUCUGGGCGAGCAGAAGGCGCGGGCUCCCGACCCUCGCGCCGCUCUUCCCAAAGCCCAGAUUUGUUGGUGUUAAUGCAUCUGACAUCAACUAUGCAGCCGGCCGAUACGACCCAUCAGUGAAGACCCCCUUUGAUGUAGGUUUUGAAGGUGUAGGAGAGGUGGUGGCCUUGGGCCUCUCUGCUAGUGCCAGGUACACAGUGGGCCAGACUGUGGCUUACAUGACACCUGGCUCUUUUGCUGAGUACACAGUGGUGCCUGCCAGCAUUGCAACACCAGUGCCCUCUGUGGAACCUGAGUACCUCACCCUGUUGCUCAGUGGUACCACCGCAUACAUCAGCCUGAAAGAGCUUGGAGGACUGUCGGAAGGGAAGAAAGUUCUGGUGACAGCAGCAGCUGGGGGGACGGGCCACCUUGCUGUGCAGCUAGCAAAGAAGGCCAGGUGCCAUGUAAUCGGAACCUGCUCUUCCGAUGAAAAGUGUGCUUUUCUGAAAUCUGUUGGCUGUGAUCGUCCCAUCAACUAUAAUUCUGAGCACGUCCGUACUGUCCUGAAGCAGGAGUACCCCAAAGGUGUCGAUGUGGUAUACGAAUCUGUCGGGGGGGCCAUGUUUGACUUGGCUGUAGACGCCUUGGCCAUCAAAGGGCGCUUGAUGGUAAUUGGGUUUGUCUCUGGCUACCAAACUCCUACUGGCCUUCCGCCUGUGGAAGCAGGAACGUUACCAGCCAAGCUGCUAAAGAAAUCCGCCAGUGUCCUGGGCUUCUUUGUGAACCAUUACCUUUCUGAACAUCAAGCAGCCAUGGACCACUUGAUUCAGAUGUAUGCAGAUGGGGAGCUGGUUUGUGAGGUGGACCUGGGUGAUCUGUCUGCCGAGGGCAGGUUUACUGGCCUGGAGUCUGUAUUCCGGGCUGUCGAUUAUAUGUACAUGGGAAAAAACACUGGGAAAAUUGUAGUUGAAUUACCUCCCUCUGUCAACAGUAAGCUGUAAAAACAGAACAAUGACAUAAAUCAAAGGAGAAAGAAAAUAGGCACUUUAGCCUUCAGAAUUACUCAAAUCAAUUUAUUUUUAGGUGGUAGUAGAUAUAAUAUUUCUUAACACAAUAGUAAGGUGUUAAUGAAUAUAUUUCUCUUUUUCUUCUUUUUGUUUUUCUUGCCCCUCCCUUGAAAAACAAUAUGCCAAUAAAACUUCCUUCAAUGGCUCAGAGGUAAAACCUUUACAUUUAAUUCUUUAGUCAUGGACAGUCUCAUUCCAGAUUUUAUUGUUCCAGGGAACUAAAUUAAUUCCUGAUGCAAGAUCUGAUCAAAUCAGUAUGUCUUAAGCUUGAUGAGAUUUUAAAAUUGGUCUUGAAUACAGUUCACAAAUACUUUGCUUUUUGGAGGGGGGGUUGGUCUCAGGUUAACAAGUAGUUAAUUAAUGAGACAUAUAGCAAAAACUCGCCCAUAUAUUUUCAGAGUCCAUAUUUUCAGGAAGUGGUCUUUUUCUAUAAAUCACUAACCAACUCUACAUAGAAAUCUGAAGAAAUGUUGUUAGAUUACUGGAAAAGUUUGAUUUUGCUAGAUUACUAGCAAACUGAUUAAGUGAACACAGACCUAUUUUAAAUAAAUGUCUAUUACUAAUGGCUUUUAAUGCACAACCAUCCUGGUGGGGCAUGUGUGGAAUAAAAAAUUCCUCUCUUGAGAAGCAAAAUUGUGUUGAUAACUUACAUAGACAAAAACAGAGAUUUGAAAGACUUUAAAAAGUUAAUGCAUGCACCAGAAAGGGAAAGUUGGUGCGCCUCCACAGUGAGGGGCUCCAUCACAAAACAUGUACCGUAAGGGGAGAGCCCCCUGGGUAUCCCUCGAGGUGAACCCAGCACACUGCAGACAUCACACAGCACUGUGCACAGGAGGCCCAGAUGACCCUAGAAGCGUUGUACAUCCACUUCGGGUUAUAGAUAUUCAGACAUGGAACGAGAUGAGGAUGUUCAGCAUAGGACGCUGCUCCUAUGUUCCCAUCCUACUGCUCCACGUGUUCUGAUGGAACGAGAUGCUUCUUGUCACUGUGGCUGAUGUCACACACAAAAUGAACAAGUCGUGCACCUUCUCUUCGGAAGCACGCCUCUAGCUGAUCCACCUGCCUCCCGGCCUUCAGCUCACUGCGGACCGCUACAGCUCCCAUCCUUAAGUGGGAAAUCCCAGAGUGCCUUUCUAAUUGAGGGCAAAGCCCACCAGAUUAUUUUUCAAAGCCUUGAGUUUCGAUGUAUCUAACAUGCUAAAUAAAUAGGAAUGCAAUUAAAGGUGCUCCACGAAA